Molecule: messenger RNA, 432 nt
Organism: Rhizopus microsporus ATCC 52813
Lineage: Eukaryota; Fungi; Mucoromycota; Mucoromycetes; Mucorales; Rhizopodaceae
Exons: 1
Coding region: 84-260 (58 amino acids)
Source: RefSeq, a predicted model, not a curated record
GUAAUAAACCCAUCCAGUGCCAUCACUGAAGAGAAAAAAAAAACAAUCUGAGACUAAGCAUAGUUUUAAAGCUAGAGCCGAUUAUGUUGAAAGACACAAACGGCGAUGAAUAUGCUUUGAUUGGAAGCAAAGAUGUAGCCGAGUCUGGGAGAAGGAUUGAGUUGAUUGUUAAUUGCAGCCGUUUAGGAGUUAAUGCUGAGCUAUGCAGCAUAGAGUUUAAAAGACAAGAUGCAAGUAAAUUGGUGGUUUCUCAACAAUAAACCAAAUAUGCUAGAAUAAACUCAUUUAUCUUGAGCAGCAUAAACUCUCUUUUUCUACUCAAGUAAAGCUUUCAUUCAGAUAGAAAUUUGAUAACAUUCUACUCUUCUUAAUAAAGAAUUUAAUUUUCAAGUCGUCAACUUAAUUCAUCAUUUCAAUUUAUAAACAUUAAAG